AUGUCUUCCGAACUAGAUUUACUCAGACGAGAGAAUGCUAAGCUUGUGGUCGAGAAUUAUAGAAGACAAUACGAGUUUAAGGCCAAAAUCAUGAAACUGGAACAAACUGUUGAUAAAAUUGAUGAUAUCUCGCAGUCUCCAGUUUGUUCACCAUUGCCAGUAACAUCCCAAUUAUCUUCCCCGCCACCUAUCGAGGAUCACUCUGAUAAGAAAUAUAGUGUCAGCGUCAACUAA
Molecule: messenger RNA, 234 nt
Organism: Acaulospora morrowiae
Lineage: Eukaryota; Fungi; Glomeromycota; Glomeromycetes; Diversisporales; Acaulosporaceae
Source: the annotation of a GenBank genome assembly